AUGGACCACUGCAACGGCCUCCUCCUGCUAUACGACGACUGGCUGUACAACCCUGCCACGGACGAGGUUGCGAACUUGCCUGAACGCCCGACGACUCCACGCGCGGGGAUGGAGUUUGUCACUGAGCACGAUGUUUGUUCAUUCCUAGCGUUUGAUCCUACUGUUUCAUCACACUACGAGGUGUUCUUGAUCCCUAGUGUUCCUUGGGAAGAAGAUAUAGUUAAGCGUGCAGCAGGUAGUGCCGUGUUGCAUUCAGAAUGGCCACCGUCACCAUGCAUCCUAAGUGUCUUCUCGUCGAGGACGGGGCUGUGGGAGGACAGAUCAUUUAGCCGACAAGGGGAGGCUGCAGGAAAAGUCGCUGACAUUCAACUGGACCAGAGAUCCGAGCCAUAUAGGCAUGCUGAAUACUGGCGGGGCGCACUCUACAUCCACUGCCAAACUGACUUUGUCAUGAGAAUAUCAUCAUCAAAUAGCACAUACCGAGUAAUCAAACCCCCAAUAAGAGGUACUGAAGUACUGUCUAAACAUUCAGAGUUCUUUCUAGGAAGGUCUGAGAAGGGGAUUUACUAUGCAUUACUUGAUAACCACCGCCUGAGGGUCUGGAUCCUUGACGAAUCAUGUGAUCAAACUCAUUGGAAAUUGAGACAAGACACUGAUCUGGGGCCAUUUCCAAGUCUAAGCUGUGACCAUGGGCCUUGGGUUUUAGAAAAUGCUAGCUCUGAUUAUGAAAGUGAAGACGAAGACGAAGAUGAAGAUGAAGAGCAGAUGGAAGAAGAAUUUGAAUGGAACUCCGAUGAUGACAAUAUUCCACCCACUAAUGAUAUGGAAGAAAAGUGUAACGCAUUUAUGGGAAUCCUUGCUUUUCAUCCCUACAAAGAGAUUAUCUUCUUGGAUAGAUCAUCAAGAGUAUUGGCGUAUCAUUUGAGUAGCUCUAAACUUGAAGCGUUGGGCAACUUGUUUACAAACGUUUAUCUUUCAAUGCAUGUAUAUGUGAGGAGUUCUUUUCCAUACACGCCCUGUUGGAUGGGAGAAUUGCCUCAAACUUUUAAGUAA
Molecule: messenger RNA, 1053 nt
Organism: Panicum hallii
Lineage: Eukaryota; Viridiplantae; Streptophyta; Magnoliopsida; Poales; Poaceae
Exons: 2
Coding region: 1-1053 (350 amino acids)
Source: RefSeq, a predicted model, not a curated record